This is a messenger RNA of Chrysoperla carnea, 1317 nucleotides long. RefSeq names its product platelet-activating factor acetylhydrolase IB subunit beta homolog (gene Paf-AHalpha). NCBI's taxonomy places the organism in Eukaryota, Metazoa, Arthropoda, Insecta, Neuroptera, Chrysopidae. The record is from RefSeq and is a predicted model, not a curated record. The transcript is spliced from 4 exons. Bases 136 to 813 code for a protein of 225 amino acids.
UCAUACUUUGACAGUGACAUUUUAUAUGAGAUUAUUUUAUGUGAUAAAUUAAACCGAAUGUUAUUUUUUAAUUAACGAAAGUUUAAGAUAGAUAUUUAAAAUAAUUAAGUGUUAGGUGCCUUUUAUAAAUUAAUUAUGAAUACUUGUACUGUUCCCACACCAGCAGUGGAUAUUCAUGGCGAUGAUCGAUGGAUGAGUAUUCAUAAUCGUUUUCUUCAUGAAACUAGAGAGAAAGAUCCCGAUGUAAUAUUUAUUGGUGAUUCAAUUUUGCAAGCGAUACAGCAUACAGACAUUUGGAAUGAAUUUUUUGCACCGUUACAUUGUUUGAAUUUCGGUAUACAUAGGGAUCAAACUGAAAAUGUAUUAUGGCGAAUCAAAAAUGGUGAAUUAGAUAAUGUGAAACCAAAAGUCAUCGUAUUACAAGUAGGUACUAAUAACUAUUCAAAUUCAGCAGAGGAAAUAACUGAAGGUAUUUUUGAAAUUGUCAAUGAAAUACGCAAUAAGCAUCCAGAAGUUUAUAUUGUUUUGCCUAGCUUAUUGCCAAGAGGUCAACAUCCUAAUCCAAUACGAGAAAAAUUAGCAAAAACAAAUGAGUUAGUUAAACAAAAAGCUCAAAAUAUGCCUCGCGUUGAGUUUGUUAAUAUUGAUAAAGGAUUUGUUCAACCAGACGGAACAAUUAGUCAUCACGAUAUGCAUGACUAUUUAUUGCUUACAAACACCGGUAGUCGUAAAGCUUUCGAACCGGUUUAUGAACUUUUAUUACAAUUGCUUAGUGAAGGUGAAGUUGAAAAAGAUUUAACUCCUUCAGAAUAAACUUUUCGUUACAGUGAUAAAGUUAAACAAUCAUUACCUUUGUAUUCGUAAAUGGUGUGUUGUAUUGGAUUCAAAUGUUAAAUGACUGUAUGGAUGAUUGGGUUGCGACGAUUUUUGCUCAACACCGUAAACAUAAUUGAAAUAUUUUCAAUAAACACUGUCAGGGAUUUUUAAUUCAAAAAUUUAAUGUAAGGAUGUAUUUAUUACGCAAAAAAAUCUUUUUUUCUCUUCAAAUUAACUUUGUUCCAAUCUACUUUUUAAAAGUUUUACGAACUUUUUCAAUAUUGUAUAUAUUAUAUAUUAUUUUGCACGGCUCAUAGUAUAUCUAUAUUUUAAUUGUGGUUUUUGAGUGUAAUUUAUCUCAAUAUUUAUUUCUGAAGAAAUUCGGAAGAGUUAAUGAAUUGAAAGGAAAAAUAGAACAAUUUAAAAUCGAAGAUUAAAAAAACGAAGAAGAUUCAAAGAUUGUUGCCCGCCUCUUUCAUGUAAAACAGAAUUUUAUAUAUA